CCACAAGGCAAAGCAAGCACAAUAAAUAACAGGGAGAAAAAAGAUUACGCUGAGGUCAAGGUGAGUGAAAUUUGAGCUGGCAGACAUGGUUCACUUGCUAAGCCAAUAACAUUUAGAUGGAGUUAAACCGUAUGACUUCCUUGUGUUGCGUUACUAUGGGAUCAGCGAAGUAACAUUUUAGAUUCCGUAAAUGCCCUACGGUAGCAGGACCGCACUCGUGACUUCUCCAGUUUUUUCACACGCCGUGUCUCCCGCUAUGUCAUAUAAUGGACAGUUUAAUGCCCUGCGUGCGAAAACACCUAGGCUUCAUCGUAAAGGAAGCAGACUGAGCUGUGAGAAAUGGACAGACAGUGGAAACCUCUUCUGUCGGAGUCAGAAGGACACUUUGAUUCAUCUGAAUGACCGUCUGGCUGCUUAUCUUGAAAAAGUGCGCCUGUUGGAAGAGUCCAAUAGACAUUUGGAAGUGCAAAUCAAGGAGUUGUUGGCGAAGAGGGCAAAUAUUGGCUGCGAUGCAAGUCAAUACGAGAAGACAAUUACUGAGCUUGAAACCCAGAUAAAUGAAGCCAAGGUUGCCAACUCUGAACUAUUCCUGACCAUCGAGAAUACAAAGCUUGCCGCAGACGGCUUUAAAGCGAAGUACGAGGCUGAGUUAGCUUUACAACGAGCCAUAGGAGCAGAUAUAAAGGAGCUGAAGACGACAGGCAGUCAUCUUGAAAUGGAAAAACAACUCCAGGAGACCGAGCUGCAAAUCUUAACGCGGGAACUACAAUGCCUCAAAAAAGACCACAAUGAGGACGUGCAAAAUAUCCAGGAGCAAUGUACAGGUCAUGUCAAUGUGGAAGUGAAAACCCAGCAGGCAGCGGACCUUUCCAAAUAUCUGUCCGAAAUGAGACAACAGUAUGAGGCCAUCAUAGACAAACAGAAGCGGGACACAGAAGCCUGGUUCAACCGUAAGUCCAAGGAAUGCAUGCCCAGGGACGUGGAACACAAUGAAAGUCUGCAAAGCCAGAAGAAAGAAGUGUUUAAGUUGAGACAGAAAUUGCAGGAGCUGGAGGUCCAGCUGGAGGUUCUGCACGGCAUGAAAUCCGCCCGGGAGGCCACGCUAUAUGAAACCGAGUCUACAUACUGUGCUUACCUGCAGAAUAUCCAGGAAAAAAUAGGCAAGAGGGAAGACGAACUUUUAAAAAUAAGAGAUGGAGCGCAGCGUCUCUCUUCUGAAAGACGGAUACUGACUUAUCUUAAAGACCUUUUGGAAAUGGAAAUAACCACCUACAGUGUGCUCAUGGAUGAGGAAGAGUCCAGAAUGGAAGAUGUGACAUCUGGAGCGUCUAAUGGAUUUCCAAGAUCAACUAACUCCAAACAAAUGUACAUGUUUUUGAUUUCAGAGUCUACGUCUGUCGUUACCAAACACCCAUAGCGCAGUCACGACGGGUGAGAGUAAGAUGAAGACAUCCGUUAAGUUAUUUAUUGAUAAGUAUAGUCUAUGGUGGUCUAGCGGAAUAUUGUAUUUGUUCUCAAUCAUAACAUAAAGAAGAUGUUCCUCAAGUGGGUCAUGGACAAGGAUCUCAGCUCUUACCAUGGUGGAAAUCGUCCUGAAGUUUGUGGUUGGACAAAAAUACCAUAAAAGGAGCUGAAAAUACACAUUUUCUGUUUCAGGAUAUAUUUGCUAUGACAUUUUAUAACUGAAUGCUGAAUUUAUAACUGAAUGCUGGCCACAAAGAGCUUUAUUCACAGUAAGCAUAUAUAUUUAACCCUUGAGAUAAUUUCUUGUCUGGCCUACACGAGGGUUUAUUCAUAAAGAAAGGGUUGACAGGAGAUUCUGCAGGAGAGUUGUGUUUCAGCUUCUUGACCUCACGAUACGUUAUGAAGGUCCAAUACCAGUGAGCUUCUCCUUCUGGAAGAGCUUGGCUGGCCCUGUAUCAUGUAUAGUUAAAUAAGUGAACCGCUCUUGAAGGUCUUCUUACACAUUGAAUUAUGCAUUACGCAAGGCCAGCCCAAACCUUCUUGUUGGUGAAACUUGCCAUCGUUGGCUCUUCAUAAUAAAGCAGAGCGUUAAAGCCACAAAUCCAGCUCUUUUAGUGAAUAAGCCGCACUGUAUAACUAUUUUAAUGGUUGUCAUGCUUUUUCCUGGCAAAUUCAGUAUUGUUGCGAGCCAUAUCUUUCUCAAGUACUUGUAGGUUGUCCCGGCACGCAUCUGAGAAGAUGAG
Spea bombifrons (plains spadefoot toad) is the source of this 2207-nucleotide messenger RNA. RefSeq names its product keratin, type I cytoskeletal 12-like. The coding region runs from base 191 to 1417 and encodes 408 amino acids. NCBI's taxonomy places the organism in Eukaryota, Metazoa, Chordata, Amphibia, Anura, Pelobatidae. Gene Ontology annotation, molecular function: structural molecule activity. The transcript is spliced from 8 exons. The record is from RefSeq and is a predicted model, not a curated record.